Molecule: messenger RNA, 742 nt
Organism: Durio zibethinus
Lineage: Eukaryota; Viridiplantae; Streptophyta; Magnoliopsida; Malvales; Malvaceae
Product: histone H4
Cellular component (GO): nucleosome
Molecular function (GO): structural constituent of chromatin; DNA binding; protein heterodimerization activity
Source: RefSeq, a predicted model, not a curated record
CACACAACCGUCGAUUUUAGCAGCGUCAACGGUAUAGAUGUAACUCAUUCUUUUCACGCGGAUCGAUACUUUUAGCCGUCGAUAAAAUGUAAUCGUACAACUCACACUAGCCUCCGCCAAACGUUUCAAAACCCAAAAUCCCACUCCUUUGCUCUUAUAAAUUUUCCAUAAUUCCAUCCGCCUUCCAUUCACAACAAUUUUCUCGUUCUUCGAUUUUAUUAGUUGUUGUUCGAGAAAAUCAGAAGCUUUCGAAGAAAAUGUCAGGAAGAGGAAAGGGAGGUAAGGGGCUUGGAAAAGGAGGAGCCAAGAGGCACAGGAAGGUUUUAAGGGAUAACAUCCAAGGUAUCACCAAGCCCGCGAUCCGCCGUCUCGCUCGUAGAGGAGGAGUCAAGAGGAUCAGCGGCCUGAUCUAUGAAGAAACCAGAGGAGUGUUGAAGAUUUUCUUGGAGAAUGUGAUUCGUGAUGCCGUGACUUACACGGAGCACGCAAGAAGGAAGACUGUGACUGCCAUGGACGUUGUUUAUGCUUUGAAAAGGCAGGGCAGGACUCUUUAUGGUUUUGGAGGUUAGGUUUAGUACUCUUAUCAUGGAUCUUGGCUAUAGAUCUUUGCUUUUAUGUAAUCGUUUCAGUACCUUGAUGUUAUUGUAAUCUGUAAUCUUGAACAUGAUCAAUGGAUUUCGUUCAGCAAAGCUUUUGUGUUUCAUUCCGUAUUUUUUUUUAUUUACUUUUUUUUCCAGGGACU